This is a messenger RNA of Nilaparvata lugens (brown planthopper), 3883 nucleotides long. Its product is annotated as homeobox protein vnd-like. NCBI's taxonomy places the organism in Eukaryota, Metazoa, Arthropoda, Insecta, Hemiptera, Delphacidae. The transcript is spliced from 6 exons. Gene Ontology annotation, molecular function: DNA-binding transcription factor activity, RNA polymerase II-specific; RNA polymerase II cis-regulatory region sequence-specific DNA binding. The record is from RefSeq and is a predicted model, not a curated record. Bases 53 to 1207 code for a protein of 384 amino acids. Gene Ontology annotation, cellular component: nucleus. Gene Ontology annotation, biological process: cell differentiation; regulation of transcription by RNA polymerase II.
AAUCCACUCCCUUCCAGACUUUUUGAACGAGACGAUCAGCGAUUUAUCGUUAAUGUGUGGAUGCAAUUCCAACUCGUCGAAAUUGCGUUCUUCUGUCGAAAUGACGUCGUCGGAAGAGAAAAGUUCGAGUAAAAGGGAUUCUCCGUCACCAGCCGCUAGCCGGAGUCUACCCACCAGGAUGACGACACCAUUGCUGGCGUGGUGUCCGGCCCUCAUGCCACCGUGGUGUCCGAUUCUGCCCGCGGCGGCCUGGUGUUCGCCGGCGAUACGAUCUGCGUUGCCUGGGCUACUGGACAGUAUGAAACUGCCCUCCCAGGCCAGAUCGUCAGGGUUUCACAUCUGCGAUAUUCUAGAUCUCAACGAUGCAAAGGCACAUAGUGAUAUGCCACCUAACUCAAUGCCCAAUAGUGUUUCAGGUCCUGAGUUGACUCCACUGGUUCCCUCCAACCUCUUAUUUCCUACAUCUUUGCAAACAUCAACAGAGGCUCUUCAACAUCACUGGAACAACACUAUUACCGAGCUAAGAGGAGUUAGCAUGGCAGGCGCGCUACACGCGGCAGCGUCAGCACAACACCACCAACAGCAGCAAGCCUCACCAGACAGCACUUCUCCCACCGGCACUGAUCUCUCUCAUUCACCCCUCACCCUCCACUCCUCAGCCUCCACCACCUCCUCCACACCCCUCAAACCAUCCCUCCCUCCUCUCACCAGUGACCUGCACGACCCUCAGGAUGGCGAUGAGGAAGAGAUCGAGGAGGAUGCAGAAGAAGAACAAGGCAGCGUAGGCGGUGCGGGGGGAAACCCGAACGCGGGACAGAAAAAACGCAAACGACGCGUUUUGUUCAGCAAAGCGCAGACGUAUGAGCUGGAGAGGCGAUUUCGACAGCAGCGCUAUCUAUCGGCGCCAGAGAGAGAGCACCUCGCUUCCAUCAUCCGUCUCACUCCCACGCAGGUCAAGAUUUGGUUCCAGAAUCAUAGGUACAAGACGAAACGAGCCCAACAGGAAAAGGGCAUGGGAGUUGGGGUGGGAGUGGAUCAAGGGGGUGCCUCCCUAGCCUCUCCCCGUCGGGUAGCAGUUCCAGUCCUGGUUCGAGAUGGCAAACCCUGCACAAGUACCUCCAAAAACGAACAACUGGUCAUGCCUGGCUACUCACAUGCACUCAUGCACCCUCAUCCACACGCGCAACCGCCACGAACCUGGUGGUAGUUGAGUGAACUAGGCAAGAGACCUGUGUUUCACGACCGUAGAGCAGUUCUGGUUAGAAUCGAUAAGUGUACUGUGAAAAGUGAUCAAAAUAGAUUAUUGUGAAAUGUGAUUGAAGUCUUGAUGUGCGAUUCAGAACCAUGCUUCACAACCACAGAGCAAGGCUGGUUCAACGAUAUUAGUGUCCUAUGUAGUAAGUGAUUAAACUGAGGUUGUAAUCUGGGAUAGAGUACCACGUACAACAACCAUUGAGUUGGUCCAAUUUGAAAGACGUCCUACAGCAAGUGAUUGAACUAAGGUUGUAUUCUCAGACUGGAAGGUUGUUUCACAACCACAACUCAAAGCUGGUCCAAUGCAUUAAAUAUCCUAAGAAAGUGAAUGAUUUGAGGUUGUGAUCUGAGACUGGUAACCAAGUUUCAUUACUAUAGUGCAAGGCAGGUCCAACUUAAUAAAUUCCCAAUUAAAAUUGUUCAAAGUGAAUUAUUGUGAACUCGAAGUGGGACUCGUGUUUCACAACCUUACAGCAGUCUUGGUUCCACACAAUAUGUGAUAAAUGUCCCAAAAAGUGAUUGAACUGAGGUUUUGAACUAAGACUGGUAACCAUGUUUCAUAACUAUAGUGCAAAGCAGUCCCAACUCAAUAAAUGUCCAAUUAGAAUUGUUCGAAGUGAAUUAUUGUGAACUUGAAUGGGACUCGUGUUUCACAAACAUACAUCAGUCUUGGUUCCACACAAUAUGUGCGCUGUAAGAGGUAAUCAAAGUCAAUUACUAUUGUGAAUUUGAAGUGAGAACCAAGUUUCUUAAUAGCCACAGAACAGUGUUGGUCUAGCUAAAAGUUGUGUCCUAUUUGAUGAGUGGUUAGAAUCAAGUCUUGUGAGCUGGAUAAACAUGUUUCACAGCUCUAGAACAACGCUGGUUGUGCAGUAAAAUACAGGUUGUAUUAGUGGAAAGUAAUAAGUGUAAUGUGUGAUGACACAUAAAGACAUCAGCUAAAUAGCCACUAAGUGAAAAACAAUAUGUUUUAUACAAUUCAAGUUCCAAGUUUUGUAGCCUACAAUCUUGUAAAUUUUAUUUUCAAUUGACAUUUUCAUUGUUCAAGAUAGAUUGGCCACUCGAUCAAUGGAUCAGUUGAUGUUUGACUAUGGAAAAAUGUUGAUAAUAUUGAUUGAUUUAUUUAGAAAGUCGAAGAUACAUUAUGAAAAUAAUCAAUUGAUCGAACAGAACUCUUGUAUUUUAAUUUCAAUUGCAAAUUUUCAUACAUCUGUUUGUAGUCCAGUCAAAGAAAGAUUAUAGGGAAUCAUAGGAUUAUGAUUAAUUCAUUGUAAAAGUUGGAAGUACAUUAUAAAUUUAAUUUCAAUGCAUGGAACAGAACUCCUGAAUUCCAAUUUCAAUAGCAAAUUCUUAUAUAACUCUUUGUGAUUUCCGCUACAUGGAACAAAGACGUUGGCAGUAAAUUAUUCAAAACUGAUAAGAAUUGGAUUAGCUACGUAGUUUCAAGAGCAAAAACGUUGAAAUAUAUUGAGUAUUUUCCGGUUGAUCUCAUCACUAAAGAUAGAUGAAUUAAUAUUAAUUUAUGACGUGAAAACCCAAGAAAACUUUUAAAAAGCUUCUAAUCUUGUCGUUGGGUUUCAAAUAAAAGCUUGAGAAGGAACGUCAUUAUUCUUGGAACUGGAAAUUUAGUAAUGUAUUUGCAAUUUUGAAUUUGAAAUUAACAAGAGCUUGAAAGUAGAGUAAAAAGUACUUGGGGUAUGCGAGAACAACAUUGUCAGAUCGUCCUGAUUUAAGAAUCAAGAUAUAUAAAGAAUAAAAUAAGAUAUCGGGAAUAUUUCUUAUAUAUUCUCUGGAAAUGUGUAAUGUACUUAAUUUACAUUAAAAAUAAACAAGAAUUUGAAAGUAAAGUAUAAAGUACUUGUAGUAUGCGGAAACAACAUUGUCAGACCGUCCUGAUUUAAGAAUCAAGAUAUAUAAAGAAUAAAAUAAGAUAUCAGGAAUAUUUCUUAUAUAUUCUCUGAAAAUGUGUAAUGUACUCAAUUUACAUUAAAAAUAAACAAGAAUUUGAAACUAAAGUAUAAAGUACUUGUAGUAUGCGGAAACAACAUUGUCAGACCGUCCUGAUUUCAAGAAUAUUAUUUCUUAUAUUCUCUGAAAAUGUGGAAUUCCACAAAAUAAGCCUGAGAUACCUACCCAAUAUGACUUCCUAUUCGGGGACUUUCUAGCUUGAAGCUCCUAGAUAAUUCUAAUUGAUAAAAGUUCCUGAUUUACAAGCUUUUCAUCUUGAAUAUUGUACCAUAAUUUUAUAAUCUUAUAUAAUUGGAGGGAUUUUAUUACCAAAGAAAUAUUGAAAAAUAUAACUUUUACUUAGGGCCGAUUUCCAAGCUCGGGAUUUAGCUAAGUUUUAGACUUAAAACAGCUGGAGUCAGAAAAUUGGCUUCCCGAAACGGGGCGUAGUCCCCGUUUCAUGUUCCCGUACUCCCCGUAGCAUGUUCGAAUUCUUGUCUGAAGUUAUUGUCUAAUAAUUAGACUUUUAUAUACUUUUUAAUUUUAAAUUAUUACUCCAAUAUUGUUGAGCAGUAUGAUUUUUUUCUCAUAAUUUGUAAAUAUUGUGAAUUGGAUUGAAUAAAAUUUGAAUUUGAAUAUGAAUUAGUCGCAGUCAACGUUUAAAUUAAAUUUCGAAAUAUUC